AUGCACGAGCAGCAAGUGCAGCAGCAGCAAAUGCGGCGGCCACAACUGCAGCAGCGGCAGCAAAUACAACGGCACCAGCAGCUGCAACACCAGCCGCGCUGCACAAGUGAGCGUCUGAACACGUCAACCUGCAGCAGCAGCAGCAGCAGCAGCAGCGACAGCAGCAGCAGCAGCCACAGCAGCAGCAGCAACAGCGAUAGCAGCGGCAGCAAGCUGACUGCAGUUCUGCUGGUCCUGGCGACCUCUCGGCCAAAAAGGAGGCCGUUGAUGAGGCUUGAUUUUCCGCAGUUGGAGUGGCCCACAAAAGCAACCUGCAGCAGCAGCAGCAGCAACAACAGCAGCAGCAGCAGCAGGGAAGGCAGGAAGUAG
Molecule: messenger RNA, 369 nt
Organism: Eimeria tenella
Lineage: Eukaryota; Apicomplexa; Conoidasida; Eucoccidiorida; Eimeriidae
Exons: 1
Coding region: 1-369 (122 amino acids)
Source: RefSeq, a predicted model, not a curated record